Papaver somniferum (opium poppy) is the source of this 700-nucleotide messenger RNA. RefSeq lists its product as uncharacterized. Gene Ontology annotation, biological process: sucrose metabolic process. Lineage: Eukaryota; Viridiplantae; Streptophyta; Magnoliopsida; Ranunculales; Papaveraceae. Gene Ontology annotation, molecular function: sucrose synthase activity. The record is from RefSeq and is a predicted model, not a curated record. The coding region runs from base 305 to 691 and encodes 128 amino acids. The transcript is spliced from 3 exons.
AGAGGGUUUGAGUAAUUCUUUUAGAUUAUGUUCCUGUCAUUUGCUAUUAUGGCACCAAGGUCUGGGUACCUCUAUCAACGUCAGUAGUCAAUUCAAGUGAUCCUUCUGUUCCAUGCUUCUAUUUCUAUAUGAUAUCCUGGGUGUUUGUUUUACUGAGAGAAAUCUCAAUCAGAGUUAUAGUCGAGCUAAUUAGUUAACAACUCAGGAACUUAACAUGGCUUUAUAGUAUUAAUAUUGUUACAUCACAUGCAUAAAGAAAAUUUGAACUCUGGGGUGCUGUAAUUCUCUGUACUACAAGAGCACUAUGAAAACUCUGAGCAGGAUCUUGUUGGGAUUCCGCCCUCUUUGUUGCAGAAGGAAAAGCUCUUUGCAGCAUUGCAGUGGUUACAAAACGCAACAAAAGGCUAACAGAUGGUGUAAUUGGCGAAGUUUUACGAUCUGUGCAGGAAGCUACCAUUUGCCUCCGUGGGUUGCACUUGCUGCUCGUCCAAGGCUUGGAGUCUGGCAUUAUAUACACGGCAAUGUGGAUGCCAUGGCUACUGAAGUGUUGACUGCUUCUGAGUAUGUGCAAUUCAGAAAAGAACUUGUGAAUAGAAGGGCCAAUGGAACUUCAUGCUUGAGUUGGACUUUGUGUCGUUCAAUGCUCAAUUUACUCGUCCCGCACUAUCAAAAUCCAUUGGCAAUGGUGUAGAGUUUCUUA